GAGAAAAAGAACCCAAAAAUAAUUUUAUUCUAUUACCCUUUUUCAUUCUAUUAUUUCCUUCUCUCUGUUCAAAAUCUCUGUAAAACCUCUUGAAUGAUAAUCGCGAUUUCUCAUUCGUUUUGCAUUUCUAGGUUUUUGAAUUGAAUCUUCGAAAUUCCAUUGAAUAAUUCUAGGAUUUGAUUGAAGUUUUAAUUAAAGAAAGAGAUUUUGAUGGAUAAUAAUAGUUCAACAAUGGUUUUAUCUGCUUCAGACUUACCCACGAUCUAUUCAUUGAUUGCCAAUUCACUUAGUUCUGAUCAAAACUUGCGUAAACCUGCUGAAUCCGCUCUUUCUCAGUCCGAAAGUAGACCUGGUUUUUGUUCUUGCCUCAUGGAAGUGAUUACUGCAAAGGAUCUGGUUUCUCAGUCUGAUAUUCGCUUAAUGGCUUCAGUGUAUUUUAAGAAUGGUAUAAAUCGUUAUUGGAGAAAUAGGCUUGAUUCCUCAGGAAUAAGCAAUGAAGAGAAGAUACAUUUGAGACAGAAGUUGUUGUCACAUAUGAGGGAAGAAAAUUAUCAGAUCGCUGUUCAGUUGGCUGUUCUAAUCUCAAAAAUUGCUCGCAUUGAUUAUCCAAAAGAUUGGCCAGAGAUCUUCACAGUUUUAGCACAACAGCUUCAAUCGGCAGAUACUCUUACAUCACACCGAAUAUUCAUGGUUCUCUUUCGAACCUUGAAGGAGUUGUCUACCAAACGGCUCAUGUCUGACCAAAAGAACUUUGCACAGAUAUCCUCCCAAUUUUUUGAGUAUAUUUGGCACCUUUGGCAGACUGAUAUGCAUACCAUACUUAACAGUUUCUCCGCACUUGCCCAAAAUAUCGUGGAACAUCAAGAGGAUCUGUAUUUGACUUCUGAGAGAUGGUUGUUGUGUUUGAAGAUAAUAGGACAGCUAAUUCUUUCUGGAUUUCAGAGCGAUACAAAAUCAUUCCAGGAGGUGCGACCGGUCAAGGAAGUCUGUCCUGUUCUCUUGAAUGCUAUUCAGUCACUUCUUCCAUAUUAUUCAUCUUUUCAGGGUAAACAUGAUAAGUUUCACAACUUCACUAAGAGAGCAUGCACGAAAUUGAUGAAAGUUUUAGUCACGUUACAGAGCAAACACCCUUACUCCUUUGGUGAUAAAUGUGUUCUUCCACCUGUGAUGGACUUCUGUUUGAAUAGAAUUACAAAUCCUGAGCCAGAGUUAGGAUCCUUUGAGGAAUUUCUGAUUCAGUGCAUGGUCAUGGUGAAAGCGAUAUUGGAAUGUAAAGAAUACAAGCCCACCCUCACUGGGCGUGUGAUAAAUGAGAGUGCGAAUUCACUGGAGCAGUUGAAGAAAAACAUUUCCGGUGCAGUUGUGGAAGUUGUUGCCUCUCUAUUGCCUAGUGAUCGUGUAAUCCUGUUGUGUAAUGUAUUGAUAAGGAGGUAUUUUGUAUUCACCGCAACUGAUUUAGAUGAUUGGUAUCAGAACCCUGAAUCCUUCCAUCAUGAGCAAGAUAUGAUUCAGUGGACCGAAAAACUAAGGCCAUGUGCAGAAGCUCUAUAUAUUGUAUUGUUCGAAAACCAUAGUCAGCUCUUAGGUCCUGUAGUUGUUUCCAUACUUCAAGAAGCAAUGAAUGGCUGUUCAGCUUCAGAAACUUCGAUCACUCCUGGAAUGCUUCUGAAGGAUGCUGCUUAUGGUGCUGCUGGACAUGUAUACUAUGAGCUCUCAAAUUAUCUGAAUUUCAAAGACUGGUUCAAUGGUGCUUUGUCCCUCGAACUCACAACUGACCAUCCAAAUAUGCGCAUUAUACGCCGAAAAGUAGCGCUGAUUCUGGGGCAAUGGGUUUCAGAGAUUAAAGAUGACACCAAAAGACCAGUUUACUGUGCUUUGAUCAGAUUGCUUCAGGACAAAGACUUGGCUGUUAGGCUGGCAGCGUGUAGGUCCUUGAAUUUUCUUAUCGAGGAUUCAAAUUUCUCUGAACGUGAUUUCACUGAUCUGCUUCCAACAUGUUGGGGUUUAUGCUUUAAUCUGAUAGAUGAAGUGCAGGAGUUUGACUCGAAGGUUCAGGUUUUGAAUCUGAUUUCUGUGCUUAUUGCACAUGUUAACGGAAUCAAUCCAUUUGCAAACAGGCUGGUGGAGUUCUUUCAGAAGAUCUGGGAGGAAUCUACCGGUGAAAGCCUGCUACAGAUUCAACUGCUUGUUGCGCUAAAGAAUUUUGUGGUUGCACUUGGUUAUCAAUCACCCAUGUGCUAUAACAUGCUAUUGCCGAUCCUGCAGAAGGGUAUUGAUGUUAAUAGCCCUGACGAACUCAAUCUCCUGGAAGAUAGUGUGCUGCUAUGGGAAGCGACAGUUUGUAAUGCUCCCUCAAUGGUGCCACAACUAUUGGGAUUCUUCCCUUACCUGGUGGAAAUCAUGGAAAGAAGCUUUGAUCACCUGCAGGUUGCAGUCAAUAUCAUCGAGGGUUGUAUAAUUUUAGGUGGAACGGAGUUCUUAAGUAUGCAUGCUUCAACGGUGGCUAAACUUCUUGAUGCAGUUGUUGGUAAUGUAAACGAUAGAGGACUGAUCUCAACGCUUCCAGUCAUUGAAACCUUAAUACAGUGUUUUCCAAUCGAAGCCCCUCCAUUGAUUGGUAGUACGCUUCAGAAAUUAAUCAUAAUAUGCCUAAGUGGAGGCGAUGAGCGUGAUCCUUCUAAAGCAGCUGUGAAGUCUUAUUCUGCAGCCAUUCUCGCGAGGAUAUUGGUAACCAGUACCAAUUACCUUGCUCACUUAACAUCAGAUCCAUCCCUAUUUUUGGCUCUCCAACAAGCUAGCAUUUCAAUCGAGGACAAUGUACUUCUUUGCUUGGUUGACAUAUGGAUUGAAAAGGUUGACAGUGUGACAUCCAUCCAGAGGAAAGCUUUUGGUUUAGCUCUUGCUAUUAUUUUAUCUUUAAGAGUACCUCAAGUCCUCGAUAAACUUGAUCAGAUACUAAGUGUCUGUACAAGUGUUAUAGUAGGUGAUGAUUUAAAUGACGAAGAAUCUAGUGGUGAUAACAUGAAUGGUUCUGAGGCUCUACUUGAGGUUACGGUUCCAAGUAAAGAUUUUAGGAAGAGACAGAUUAAAGCUUCAGAUCCUAUCAAACAACUAUCUCUGGAAAAUUCUGUGAGAGAAAACCUCCAAACAUGCGCUUCAAUCCACGGGGAGACAUCUUUCAAUGCCGCAAUCAGCAAAAUGCAUCCAGUGGCAUAUGCACAAUUAGAAAAGGCUUUGAAGAGGCAGUAACCAGUACAAGCCUCCAAAUUCAUUCUUUAUACUCAAUGGUCAUUGUUUUCCAGCGAGUUAUUUUUUUCCAAGGUGGAUAUUAAUGACUGUGACCAGUCAAAGUUUCUGCCUCCGUAACGCGGAUGGAUACCCUUCGUUUAUUAUGGUGAGUGGGAUUCAUAUUUUAUUCAUUUCAAUUGUUGUAAAUUGUCUUCAAUAUGGGUUAGAUACGAUACUGUACUGUAAAUAUAGGUUUUGGUUCUCUCUCCCCUUUGCGCUGGUAUCAAAAUGUGAGAGCUUCUUCGUUAACUGAGUGGAAUUUUGGAAAUAGAGAAAAGAAGAAAAUGUAUACGGGAGUAAUUUUUCUUUGGGUCGAUUUUAACGUUUCUUGAAUGUUCUAAUUUUGUUUUUUUUCCUUCUGUGAAGAAUAAUGGUUGUGGUUUGUCUUAAUCGAAAGGGAGUGUAUUUCUUCAA
Messenger RNA from Papaver somniferum (opium poppy), 3702 nucleotides. Its product is annotated as importin-11-like. The record is from RefSeq and is a predicted model, not a curated record. Gene Ontology annotation, molecular function: small GTPase binding. Bases 211 to 3249 code for a protein of 1012 amino acids. The transcript has 24 exons. Gene Ontology annotation, cellular component: cytosol; nuclear envelope. Gene Ontology annotation, biological process: protein import into nucleus. Lineage: Eukaryota; Viridiplantae; Streptophyta; Magnoliopsida; Ranunculales; Papaveraceae.